Molecule: messenger RNA, 1185 nt
Organism: Cicer arietinum (chickpea)
Lineage: Eukaryota; Viridiplantae; Streptophyta; Magnoliopsida; Fabales; Fabaceae
Product: cucumisin-like
Biological process (GO): proteolysis
Molecular function (GO): serine-type endopeptidase activity
Source: RefSeq, a predicted model, not a curated record
AACUUCACUUCACAAUUAUCAUAACUCCACUUCUCUAAACUUCACUUCGCAUGCAUGAUAUUGAUAGUAAUAGCUCACUCACCUUCUUCCUCUAUAUCAUAUACAUAUGCUUAAUUUGCUCUAUACAUCACUUUUCCAUAGAUAUACCUACACAUUUCUUCCUCCAUAUUUAUAUAACUUUUCAUGUACUCCAUCAAUCUACGAGUCUCAAAAAAUAUUUUCAUUAAAAUAUAAUAUAUUAAGACCAAACACUCCACCACUUUCAUAAAAAAAUCCAUGACAUAUCCAUCUCUUCUAGUUCCAUCUACACUAAAAACCUCUUGCUACAUAUAUAAAUCUUUCACUCAACUAUGCUAUAUAAUUUAUGUUGAGAGCUGUAGAUUCAGAAGAUUUUUGAAGGAUUGUUCAAUGUUUUCUGCUACUUUGAGGUCAAUAUAAUUUACAUAGUAUAUCCUAAGCUAAUAUAAAAAAAAAAUAUUGCGUUUGACUUGUUGCAGCAAAGCAAAUGAGUCCCACACAUAACCAUGAUGCAAAAUUUGCUUAUGGAGCUGGUCAAAUUGACCCUGUUAAAGCUAUGAAUCCUGGCUUGGUAUAUGAUGCCAUUGAAAUAGACUACAUAAUAUUUUUAUGUCGACAGAGCUUCAACCAGUCAAUUUUACAGCUAAUCACAAAGGAUGACAUCGGUCGCUACGACACAGUAAAUGCAUCAAUAAGGGGUUUGAAUUACCCAUCCUUUGCUCUCAAGACUCCACGUCCCAAACAUCAUCUAAGUGGAAGCUUUAAAAGGACUGUUACAAAUGUUGGAUUACCGACGUCGAUUUAUAGAGCAAUUGUGACAGUACCUAAAGGACUAACUGUUUCAGUGAACCUGAGUGUUUUGUCAUUCACUUCGUUGGGAGAAAAGAAAACAUAUAUUCUCACCAUAGACGGAAAACUAAAGAGGUCUAUUAGUUCAGCUUCUUUAGUUUGGGAUGAUGAAAAUUUUCAAGUGAGGAGCCCAAUUAUUAUUUUUGAUGAACGAGCAGAGAAAGGCGGGGGUACAAAUUUAUACUGUAUAAAUUUCAUUUAUAUUGUAAUUUUUAAUUUAUUAUUUUAUAUUAUUAUUGAAUAAAUUGUAUUCUUUUUUCAAAAGAAAUAUUGUACACUUGUUAAAAAAAAUAAAAUUUCAUAUUGUUCUUUGAAUCA